ACAGAACUUAGCUUCUGUUCUACGGACUGAACCUGGAAACGUCAACCACAUCACACCAACUUUCACUGCCUUUCACUGCAGCAAAGGAGUAAGAUGCAAGUAAAGCCUGCUUUUCUGGUCAAUGUUGUGUUARUUUGUUUGAUGACAAACGUUAUACAUUUGCAAGCAAAUAGAAGUUAUGAACAUGGACGUGACUCGAACGAGUGUCCUAAGCCUCGUGUUGGAAAGUGUUCUUGCAAAUGUAWUAGGAAUUUAUGCAAAGUUGCGUGUUCUGGGCUUGAUGCCAUGCCUAUACAUCUUCCUCCAAACAUAACUCAUUUAGAAAUAGCCCAUGGAUCAAUACAACAUGUGCCAAAGGACUACUUUCUUAACCAAGAUUUGAUGUUUACACUAAAAAUAUCAUCCAACCAACUUUCGACCAAAUUUCGACUUCCAAAGAAAGUCAAAGAUCUUGACCUUCACGAAAAUAACCUGAAUGGUUCAACUCUUUAUGGCAUGUUUGAUGGUAUUAUUGGAAUCACCAAACUAGAUCUCUCAUCCAAUAACAUUGGURGCAUCAUUCCUGGAACAUUCAAAAGCUUGAAGAAUUUGAGARUUUUGUCCUUAGAACACUGUAACAUCAAUAAGCUCUACAAAGGAACAUUCGAUAAUUUACACUUGUUAUCCGAGCUGGUAUUAAAUGCAAAUCCAUUAAAAAGACUCAGCAAAGAAACGUUCCAUGGYAUUAAAAGCCAAAUAGGAUUAAAAAUGAGAAUACAAAAUUGUGAAUUGGAAGUUAUCGAAAAAGGAACAUUUCAAGAUAUGCCAUUUGUAAAUAGUCUGACGCUUUCUUAUAAUCAAUUUACAAGUUUUCCUAACCUCCAUGGAAUCGGAGAAAACUUACAGGAACUGGAUUUAUCGUACAACAACAUUGCUAACAUUUCUGGUAUCACCAAAUCAGGAAUCAAAGCACUACUUCAACUAGACUUGAGCAACAAUCGGAUAGAGUCGAUACUUCCAGAACACUUCGAGAAUAUCACUAUUUAUACUUUUGUGUCACUUUCAGAUAACAAAAUCAAGAAAAUUCCUGCGGGUAUUCUUAAGAAAUCCGACAAUUUAAUUCARUUGAUUCUACAAAAUAAUCAAAUUGAAGUCAUCGAAAAGGGAAGUUUUGAUGGAAUGACAAAUCUGAAGAAAAUGUAA
Molecule: messenger RNA, 1182 nt
Organism: Exaiptasia diaphana
Lineage: Eukaryota; Metazoa; Cnidaria; Anthozoa; Actiniaria; Aiptasiidae
Product: leucine-rich repeat-containing protein 15
Exons: 14
Coding region: 94-1182 (362 amino acids)
Molecular function (GO): protein binding
Source: RefSeq, a predicted model, not a curated record